AUGUCGACAUUGAGACCCAAGGUGCACACGGACCAGAGGGCCUCCGAGCACCGACCGUCUCGAGAACGGGCAGAGGGCGGACAGCAGCGCCCGAAGCCUGUCUUCCAACAGACAAACGAGGAGCCCGCCGCUGCCCUACCGACAUUACGGCCACGGCCCGAGGCUGCUUCGACACCUUUUGCCGCACGGCAGACCCCAGUCACGCACGAGCUAGCCUCCGACGACCCGGAUGCUGGCCGUGCGGCGCUCGCGUCGGCGCUGUUCCAAGCGUUGGGGACUCGUCCUGUUCCAUGGGAAACACGCCCAGCUGCCGACGAGGACCGGGGGACACUGCCAUCGACAAACGAGUUCAAACCCGCACGCGUCGCUGAGGAGGCGGAUGAAGAAUGGGCGGAGGCUGUGACCGAACACUCGGAGCCCCCCUCGUGGACACGGGAAGGAUCACCCUCAACCACGUCGGAAAGCGCCCAUCAACACCCGCACAUUUCUAGUCCGCAGCUGGUGUCGCUGGCAUCAGCUUUCGACAUCCCCUUGCCGUUCGCCCUCGGUGGCGCUGGAAAGCUGCCCAACGCAGCCCAGCACCUGCACAUUGUUGACGCCAACCACCGCGUGGACAUUCCGCUCUCCAGUCACAGCUGCAAAUACUUGCAAACGCGAAUGAGCAAGUAUCACGAACGGACCAUGACGGCCAGUCCCGAGAUUGCCUCCAUCGCGUUCCCUCCCAUUCCUCCCAAGCAGUUUGCGCUCAGUGCCGACCCCGUUCUUGGCCUCCGCAUCCUGCCCGCUAUCGAGGAGCGCCUCGGUCUACAGGGCCUGUACGCCGUGCCGUGCAGUUUGACCCUCCGCCGCUCACGGUCCGCGCACGCCGUCGACAUUCCCGUCUCGAUCGCCGAGAAACCCAUGAUCGGCAAGAUUAUCGUCUGCCUCCCGUCUGAAUUUGAAGGCGGGUCGCUUGACAUCAAGCUCAAGGACCACGAGAUGUCGUUCAACUUUUCAGCAUCCCAGUCGGCCAAGAGCAAGACAUACACCUGGGCAUUCUAUCGCGCCGGUUCGCGCGCAGUGUUGAAUCCCGUCCGCGGUGGUAGUCGCGUCACUGUCGAGUAUGACGUGUACCAAUACCAGACGGAUCCGCCCGCUGCGUGCGAGUCGGAAAUGCAGAGGUGGAACAUCAACACUGAGACGGAUGGCUGGCCGACGCAGCACGACACUGCGCUGCGUGAACUGCUCUCCGACCAGUCCUUCCUGCCCAACGGCGGUCUACUCGGCUUUGGGUCGUCGCACGAGUAUCCCGACAUGUACUCGAAACCCGGCGAGCCCUUGAAGCUCAGGUAUGUGGAGGAGACCCCCAGCGGCAGAUCCUGCUCGGGCACGAUCCCGCCCAGAGGUGCCGACAACUACUGGACCAUGGCGAUGCGUCACUACUCGAUCCGCUACGAAAUGAAGAGUUUUAUCGCCACGCUCGGCCCCGGCGAUGACCCCCUCAGCUCGACCAUGUGGAAUGUCCCGCAAGCACACAUCACAUGGGUCAUCCCCCCGCGACUCGUCAAGUAUGUCAACGGCAAACGCGCAGGCUUUGCCGCGACGCACAACCCUGCAGCUCGGCUCAGACGGUACGACGAGCAGUACAUGAGUACCGCGCUCUUCGCCGAGAUCCCGCCCGCUGGGCUUCGCCCGCGAUUGCUGGAAUCCGUGGACAGACGGAGGGCCCGUGGCAUUGGCCGCGAUUGA
This is a messenger RNA of Apiotrichum porosum, 1728 nucleotides long. RefSeq lists its product as uncharacterized. Bases 1 to 1728 code for a protein of 575 amino acids. The transcript has a single exon. NCBI's taxonomy places the organism in Eukaryota, Fungi, Basidiomycota, Tremellomycetes, Trichosporonales, Trichosporonaceae. The record is from RefSeq and is a predicted model, not a curated record.